Messenger RNA from Synchytrium microbalum, 1170 nucleotides. RefSeq lists its product as uncharacterized. The coding region runs from base 1 to 1170 and encodes 389 amino acids. Gene Ontology annotation, cellular component: cytoplasm. NCBI's taxonomy places the organism in Eukaryota, Fungi, Chytridiomycota, Chytridiomycetes, Synchytriales, Synchytriaceae. The transcript has 7 exons. Gene Ontology annotation, molecular function: protein kinase binding. The record is from RefSeq and is a predicted model, not a curated record.
AUGUAUGCUGUAUCUCGUAUAGCCAGAAAGGCUUCCUGUAGUGUCGUCCCCCACACCUCGUCCUUUAGUCGCUCGAUAACACCCUUCGCAACAACCAACGCCAAUAUAUUUGGACGAGUUAGGUCGAAUACCAUAAGUGACGUAUCCCAUCUACGAACGUUUCAGCACAUCUCAAGCACCGCUGGAACGUCAUGGAGCUCUACUAUGACUCGCUACCUCCUGCCGUAUAAGUUUCGUGCGCUGCUCAUGCACCAUAGUCAGCUACAUGCCAGGGCAUCUGAUUUAUUAGUCGCAUUGAAGAAGAAUGCUCCAAUAGACGACGCAGUCCUCGAAGCCUACGAACACUUAUCGGCCGAUGCUACUGCACUAGGCACCGAAGAAACCAUAGCAAAUCCUAGCUGGGGACUUGACCUUAUAGAAGAGGAGAAAGCACGGUCAUGGAUUAUCGGCGAGGUAGAAUAUAUUAUUAGGUCACUCGAUACCUUAUCACAACGUAUUAUUUCCGCUGGAUGGAAGGAACGUGUUGAUGGCAUGACGUGGCUCAAGAAUUCUUCGACAAAUCUCACUGCUGCUGAACCUGCUUCCAAAGGAACUGCCAUUAAAGACGCCAUAAAAGCAUGGGAAGACAAGACCGGCCAAGUAGCAGCCGAGGCACAAACAGUCAAAAUGCUGGCACUGCAACCCUUCAUUGUCAAAAUGGAUGCAUCUCUCGCCGCUCUCGUCAAAGUCGAAUAUCUAGGCCUAUCAACCAACAAUAUCGAGAAAAUAAGUAAUCUGCAGGGCCUAUCACACCUAAAGAUCCUAUCCCUCGGCCGCAACAUGAUCAAGAAAAUCGAAGGACUGGACGCCGUCGCAGAUACGUUAGAAGAGCUAUGGAUUUCGUACAACAACUUGGAAAAACUCAAUGGUGUUGAGUGUUGUCGUAAACUCAAGGUCUUGUAUGCUGCGAAUAACAAGAUUAAGGCUUGGGAGGGGAUUUCAUGCAUUAAAGAUCUACCACAACUAGAAGAAUUGCUGCUUGUGGGCAACCCACUAGAAGAAAAGUGUACAGCUGAUGGUAACUGGGUGACUGAGGUUGCCAAAAAGUUCCCGCAGAUCAAAAAGUUGGAUGGAAAGACGAUUAUUCGUGAUGAACCUGAAGACAGUGGGUCUGGAGAUGUUAAGGCCUAA